AUUAAGUAAAUUAGUAAGUAACAAACUAGCAGUUAUAUCCCACGGUCAGUGAGUCUAAAAUCAGACACAGUGCUUAAGAUAUUAUGAAAUGUGGAUACAAUGGGUGGCGCUGCCAUCACUUAAAACGUCGCUAACCUGAGAUAGUGAAAGAGAAGGGGUGCGGGUCAUAUGACUGAACAGCUGAGAGAAGUAGCUGCGAGUGAGGCGCCUAGGCUAUCGCCCCCUGCGCAUCUGGGCACUCGGUAUGGGGGGGCACUGGCGGCAGGGGCUGCGCUCUGUUCUGCUCCUCAGCAUCGCUUGUGUCUCACUGCACAGCUCUAAUGGCUUUCUGCAGAAGUGGCCUGUGCCCUACAAGAGGUUUGAAUUUCGUCCAAAGACUGAUCCAUACUGCCAGGCCAAGUACACAUUUUGUCCCAUGGGCAAUGGAGAUGGUUCCAUCCCUGUAAUGAAGAAUGAGGACAUCAUCCAGGUUUAUCGACUUCAAGCUCCUGUUUGGGAAUUUAAAUAUGGAGACCUUCUUGGACAUUUUAAAAUUAUGCAUGAUGCCAUUGGAUUCAGGAGCUCUUUAACUGGUAAAAACUACACUGCAGAGUGGUAUGAGCUUUUUCAGCUUGGAAACUGCACUUUCCCUCACCUUAGGCCAAACAUGGAAGAACCAUUUUGGUGCAAUCAAGGAGCAGCCUGUUUCUAUGAAGGAAUUGAUGAUGACCAUUGGAAAAGCAAUGGGACUUUGGUUCCAGUAGCUUCAAUGUCAGGUGUCAUGUUUAAUAGCAUGGCAAAAUGGAUAAAAGAAGAUAAUGACACCGGGAUAUAUUAUCAGACUUGGAACGUAAGAGCAUCCCCAGAGUUCAACUCAUCGGUGUGGUUUGAUUCUUAUGACUGUGCCAGCUUUGUGCUUAGAACAUACCAGAAGCUGUUUGAGCUCGGAGCCACAUUUAAUAGGAAAGUACAAACAAAUUAUACGCGUUUACUCUUGUACAGUGGAGAGCCAGCCUUUCUAGGAAAUGGUACAGAGAUUUUUGGUCAGCAUGGGAAUAAAUCUUUGGCAUUAGACAUUCGGAAAUUUUACUUCCUUCUUAGACCUCAUCAGUCUUGGAAAGAGCUUCUCUUGAGCAUUUUGGAUAUAUACUAUAAGGUUGCCGUGGAUAAAAAUUUUUACUUUUUUUAUAAUUUUGAAUAUUGGUAUUUACCUCUGAAGUUUCCAUAUAUCAAGGUAGUAUAUGAUGAAAUCCCUCUGCCAUCAUAAAUGCAUUUUUCAUGUCUGAAUUAUAAUGAACUAAACUUCUGUAAAAGUGCCUAAGAAUUACCUGCUCGUUUGUAAACUGCACUUUUUAACUCAAGCAUUCAGUAAAAAAGUUUUUCUAUUCAAUAAAUUUAAAUGCCUAAAAGUGCAACAAAUCUGCCUGCUCCCCCACUCACUGAUGCACCGGAGUUGCAGAGGGACUGACACUAUGGGUAAACGUGUACCAUGGUGCCCUGGACACAUGCCUCUUCUGCCUUACCCCUAGUUCCUGCCCUGAUGCCGAAUAUGCCAGCCUACACAGAUAUGUUGCACAUCAUUCCAUUAAUGUUGAUACUUUUCAAAAUUAUUCAACAUCCUUUCUGUAUUCAUCCUUCAUUUUUUCCACUCCGUAAUUAUAUGUGUUGCUUAUAUGGCCAGUCGAAAUGUUGAAUGAAUAUGUGAAAACAACUGCGGGUGUCGCAAAGGAAUUGUAAAAAUAAUAUGUGUUGUAUAGCUUUAUUUUUCAGUAACAUGUUUCAUAGAUUGUUCUGCAUUAUCUAGAAGAUGGGCAUAUUAUAAUGCACCAAACUGUAAAUGUAUAUACUUAUAUCACACAAGAGCCACAAAUAUCUUGUAAAUGAUGUCUUUAUAAUUGGUGCUUAGUGAUGUCAUUAAUAUCACAUGGCUCACGGAAACUUGUGUGUCAUAAUAAGUAACCCUGUUGACAAAUAUUAGUAGAAGUCAUACCACAGCUUUUUGACAUGUAUAAAAGCCCUUAGCCUUUGGCCUCAUUGUUUAUAUAGUUAUGGAACUCCCCGGUGACUUAUAAUAUCCUUAUAUUUUACAAUAGGAGGUACUUUAUUCAUUAUAUAAUCUACAAGAUGCCCAUUUUCCAAUGACUCAUCUUGUAAAUUAUAGCCUUAUAAAGGACAAGUUCUGACAUCAGGUCCCCUUUAAGUUAUAAACGGUGUGUACUGUCUCCCUGUGAAAUAUUUCCAAAUCCUAUUCUGUUAGUUGACCCAGCAAGCAGGCAGAUGCCAUUUUGUGCUAUCAUGUAUGCCAGGUGCCAUUUUGUAUAUCUGUAGCUUGAAUAUAAAUAUUGUGAAGUUUUUUGUAACUUUAAAUCUUGUAGCUUAUAAAUGGUAAUUUACCCUCCUCCUUAAAGGAGAACUAGCCCCCACCACAGACAAAAGCCUCUAUGCUCCCUCCACACAGAUUCUAUUACUUGGAAAUGUUUCCCAAACGUCUUCUGUAUUUUGGAUGUUCUAGUGCUAGUCCAGGAUUUGCUCCAACUGCACAUGUGCCACAAAUUUCUAUCCAUCGGCAAGGUGAAAGAAGAGGAUCCGCUGAUACAGAAGAUGGUGCCUGUGAACUCUGCUGCGCUACUCCGCAUCCACGUGUCAUGUUUACAAACACAGACGUUUUUGCAUGUAAAAGCCUCUGCAGAGAGCGAGUAUGGAGAGGGGCCAGUGGAGGGCAGUGAAUAUUUGUGUCCCAAAACUAUGCGGGAGCUUUUUAUUUUUUGGUCGGGGAAAGGAAGAAACCACACAAGAGUUUGGGAACUCCCAUGUGAUACGAAAGCUUGAGCCCAAAGACUCAAUGUGCCCUUGAGAUUUGCUUGUUUGCCAAGGUUGCCAAACAAGCUAAUCUUUCUCCUGAUACCCCCCUUGGGUAGGCGAUAUCGCACCAAACAAUCGCAUUACAAUGUAGGAGAUACAGAAGUUGGAACAAGGGCCACAUCAAUUAGCUGAUGUUGUCCCUGAUCCAACUAAAAAAUCAAACCUGCUCGUUCAACACUUGGCCAGUUUUCAGGUGGGGUCAUCGGGGGUCCCCAUACAGGGGCAGAUAAGGUGCCAAAUCGGUCUAAAAUACUCAAAUCAGCAGCUGAAAAAUUCUCAUGUAUAGCUACCUUAAUAUUCACAAUUGCUUUGACAAUCAGCCCUGGAUCUGUGGCAAGGCCACAAAGGCCCUGGGCCUAGGGUGGCACAAAUUAAGGGGCAGGAUGCCGGCUUGUUGUACCGGAAGCUUGCUUUCAUCUGGAGCACUAGGGACUAGACACAUGGGUGAUUUUGCCUGUUAUUUAAAUCUUCACGUGCCCUGCUCCCUGUGCCCGGAAUGUAGGAACAAAGCAUGUGCAUGCACACAAUCCUGUGAGAGAAGGGGGCAGGUCAACGAAGGACGUCAGCCUCCAGUAGAAAUCUGGCCCUGUAGACACAAGGCGGGUAUAGGGGUAUAUAAAACAUUUUCUUUUGAUGGCCUAUAUACUUAUUUUAGGAGCUGUAUUUGAAACUAAUUCCAACAGCAUCCUGAGAAACCAGAUUUACUGGAUACAGAGCUGAUGGCGUUGGCAAACAAUCAUGCAUAGGAUUCCAUAUGCUGCAAAUCAUCUCCCCACACCUAUUGUGUAAUUUGU
Xenopus tropicalis (tropical clawed frog) is the source of this 3635-nucleotide messenger RNA. RefSeq names its product CLN5, intracellular trafficking protein (gene cln5). NCBI's taxonomy places the organism in Eukaryota, Metazoa, Chordata, Amphibia, Anura, Pipidae. The transcript has 4 exons. Gene Ontology annotation, molecular function: palmitoyl-(protein) hydrolase activity. The coding region runs from base 245 to 1246 and encodes 333 amino acids. The record is from RefSeq and is a predicted model, not a curated record. Gene Ontology annotation, cellular component: lysosome.